Molecule: messenger RNA, 1581 nt
Organism: Thamnophis sirtalis
Lineage: Eukaryota; Metazoa; Chordata; Lepidosauria; Squamata; Natricidae
Source: RefSeq, a predicted model, not a curated record
AAGAGGUUUUAUUCUGUCCAGGCUGCGGCCCAAGUUAAAGGCUCUGCGGCCCCCCGCGUGCAGCUACCCCCUGAGGAACUCGAGAUUACAAAAUUAUCAAGCGGUUUGAUGAUUGCCUCUUUGGAAAACUAUUGUCCAGUUUCUAGCAUCGGCCUCUUCAUUAAAGCAGGCAGUAGAUAUGAGAGUUCCAGCAACUUGGGAACGUCGCAUCUGCUCCGUCUUGCAACCAGCCUGACCACAAAGGGAGCUUCUUCUUUCAAGAUUGUCACGGGCAUCGAUAGCGUUGCUGCUAAUCUCAGUGUGACUGCUACCCGGGAGAACAUGGUUUAUUCCGUGGAAUGUUUGCGUGAUUACAUUGACACUGUGCUGGAAUAUUUAAUAAAUGUCACUACUGCUCCGGAAUUCAGGCCGUGGGAAGUAUCGGAACUCACUACCCGUUUAAAAAUGGACAAGGAAAUUGCCUUUCACAUCCCCCAGGCCUGUGUCCUGGAGAAUUUGCACGCCGCAGCUUACCGAAAUGCCCUGGCUAAUUCUUUGUACUGUCCAGAUUUCAGGAUUGGCAAAAUUACAUCAGAACAGUUGCACGAAUAUGUCCAGAACAACUUCACAAGUGGACGCAUGGCCUUAGUGGGACUCGGUGUCAGCCACGCCGAUCUGAAGCAGGUUGGGGAACAGUUCCUUAAUAUUCGCAGUGGAGCUGGCCUGGCUGGGGAAAAAGCCAAAUAUCGCGGAGGUGAAAUGCGAGAACAACACGGGGAGAACCUCGUCCAUUCGGUUGUAGUAGCAGAAGGAGCAGCUGUUGGAAGCCCGGAAGUGAAUGCGUUUAGCGUCCUUCAAAAUAUCCUUGGAGCAGCACCUCUCAUUAAGAGAGGAAGCAGGAUUACCAGCAGACUUGUCCAGGAGGUCACAAAGGCAACUUCCCUACCCUUUGAUGUAACAGCAUUCAAUGCGAAUUACUCUGAUUCUGGACUUUUUGGCAUAUACACCAUCGCUCAAGCUUCAGUCACCAGGGAGGUAAUCAAAGCUGCUUUGAAUCAAGUGAAGGCAGUUUCCGAGGGCGGAGUUACUGAGGAAGAAGUGAAAAGAGCCAAGCAGCAAAUGAAGGCGGCUUUUUUUAUGUCCGUGGAGUCUUCCGAAGGUUUGCUGAAUGAAAUUGGUAGCCAGGCGUUAGCAUUGGGGACAUAUACUUCUCCGGCCCACGUGGUUGAACAGAUCGACUCUGUGACCACUGCUGACGUCGUGAAUGCGGCCAAGAAGUUUGUCAGUGGGAAGAAGUCGAUGACCGCUCGGGGAAAUCUUUCCAAUACUCCUUUUGUUGACGAGUUGUAAGAAAGCAAAGACAAAGGGUACGGCUGCAAGGCGAACCCCAAAGCAAACGGAUUUGAGUUUGUGCUUUGGCUUAACCGAUUUCCAUGUCCAUUUACGUAACGUCAAAUAAAGUGCAGAACUCGUACAACAAGGGAAUGGCCGGCAUGUUUGUCUUCGAAAACUAAAUCGCAGAAGUUGACACCGUUGGUUGGGCAACUUGGGUUGUAAGGCUUGUAAAGAAAUAAAUAAACUUAAGAAAGUGAGUUCUAGCAA